AUGGGUGGACAGCCAUCUUGGAUUCACACUCAAUACUGUCGGGACCUUUAUGCCCGCAGCCUUCAAGCGGGAGGCGAUCUCGAGGAUGCUGGCGGCGUCUUUCCUGAUGUUGCCAUUUGGGACGACAAUGGCAACAGACUAGGACGAUACCGCACCAAGCUGGGCGACAAGAUAGCCCAGAGCAGCGAGCGCACCGUCAAGAUACCGAAUAAUGAGAACAAAGGGCAGAUAUCUGAUCCCCAAUAUGUCAUGUUGAGUCACGAUACCGACGCAACAUGCAUCGCAAUGGGCGAUACUGGAUACAAAUGCGGCCAAGCAUGCCAGCGGAAAUUUAAGGGUGAUAACCUCAUGAACCAGUGUGUCUGGUUGGACUCAGAUCACUCCCAUCCCAAUUUCAACGCCAGAGCUAUGAGUUUUCACCUCAGAGACAUGCUGCCUUCGCCCGACAAGUUGAAAUUUUACAAUAGCGAGUUGUCCUACAUGCAUCUCGUACCAGACGGCAUUGUACCAUUCUUCUACCCAGUUUUGAAGUACAACAAGGACUCCAUCAAUCCGAAACUUGAGGGCACAAAUGAAAGUCCUAUCGCAGCCCUGGAUCGCUUCAAGUACAACAAGGACGUAUACACGCAGCAGGGUGAAUCGGAAAAGGACAAGAGACAAGGCUCGAACAUGGAUCCUGACCACUUGGUCUUGACCGAGAUACCGGGUCAGACGGCCCGGGAGAUCUGCGAACACCCCAACUCAGUUGGAUAUGACAUCGUCUCGUUUGUCGACAGGAAAUACUGCGAUCUCACAAAGAGGAAACUUUACGAUCUUUGUGCCGGUAGCAUCACGAUCAAUUGUUUCGAUGUCAACAAUACGACUGUCAUUGGAGCUCAAGUUCUCACAGGGAGGAGUAGAAGCUCCACCAAGGGUCAAAUCGCAAAGCUUUACAAAACAAGGGCUCACUGUAAAUGA
Molecule: messenger RNA, 957 nt
Organism: Colletotrichum acutatum
Lineage: Eukaryota; Fungi; Ascomycota; Sordariomycetes; Glomerellales; Glomerellaceae
Exons: 5
Coding region: 1-957 (318 amino acids)
Source: RefSeq, a predicted model, not a curated record